This is a messenger RNA of Mycetomoellerius zeteki, 2023 nucleotides long. It is a transcript of the gene Dmtn, whose product is annotated as transmembrane and coiled-coil domain 2 protein Dmtn. Bases 130 to 1875 code for a protein of 581 amino acids. The transcript has 11 exons. The record is from RefSeq and is a predicted model, not a curated record. Gene Ontology annotation, cellular component: endomembrane system. NCBI's taxonomy places the organism in Eukaryota, Metazoa, Arthropoda, Insecta, Hymenoptera, Formicidae.
UUGUGAACUUGUGUCCAGCCACCCAGAUGCCGUCUAAAGAUCACCGCCGAGACUUUCGCCAACCACGUGAUCGGUUCAACGUGAACAUAUUGAAACAAAGUAGAUAGAUGACCUUCUUAGAACAAAGGUAUGGCAAGCUUGAUGGUGAACACCUCUAGUAAAAACAGUUCGCGCAGUGGAUCUCCUAGUAGGACAACUUCGACGUCUCAACCGACAGCAAACUUGGAUCAUACUCCAAGAUUGCGUAAUGCUCCAAUUUCUCAAGGAGAGGGUAGCACUGGCAGUGGAAGUAGUGGUGGUGGUGGUACCGGAAGUAGCCUCAACAUGAGAGGCAGCAAUAGACAAAGGUCACCAGGAAAUUUAAUCCGUACGGGGGAUGCCAUGGAUGAACCAAGUAGUACUUCAAACACUGCCGAACCAGACGAAUUUGUGCCAAAUGUUCAUCCACCGACUGAUGACGAAGGAGAACAAUACCACACAACCCAAUCGUUCCUAUCAAAUGGUUCUUCUGAGUUGAUAAGCGAUGAUGUCGACUCUAGUGCAGCACGAGUUCGUCAAGCUAUUGAACAUAUUCAAAGCAAAAUUGCUAAAACGCGAGAACAGAUAAGAAUAGAACAAACCACGCGGGAUGAAAACGUCAAUGAAUAUUUGAAAUUGGCUGCUAAUGCAGACAAGCAGCAAUUAACUAGGAUUAAAACGGUAUUCGAAAAGAAGAAUCAAAAAUCGGCGCACAGUAUUUCACAAUUACAAAAAAAGUUAGACAGCUACACAAAAAAAUUACGAAAUUAUGAGAUGAAUGGUGCACCGACGAGUCAUAGACAACCGAGAGAAAUGUUACGCGACAUGGGACAAGGACUUAAACAUGUAGGAGGAAACAUCAGGGAUGGAAUCACUGGUUUUUCAGGAACUGUAAUGUCUAAACCAAGAGAGUUUGCUCAUCUUAUUAAAAACAAAUUUGGAAGUGCCGAUAAUAUAAAUACUUUAUCACAUGGCUCGACUUUUUAUGUAAACGAUACACCGCAUGCAGGUAAUGGUGAUAACGCUAGCGUUGAAGAUGAUAAAACUCACCAUGGAUCGGCUACACUUCCGGGUGGAUGCAGUCUAGGAUCUACCCAAAGUGCAGCGGCUAUGAAGUUUCCGUCUGAGGAAGGAUCGGAGUGUUCUAGCGUAACUAGUGAAAGCGGUCCUGGUAGUAGAGGACAGCCGCAUACAUGUCACAGUAAUAAUGCAGCCUUGAGUCUCAAAUCUAUUUUUGCAGAACUACAGGAACACCGGGAGAAUCUUGAUCGAAUGAGAGAAAAAUUAGAUAGUGUAAAGACAUUACAGCAGGAAGUGACAUAUCUUUCUCAUUCCCUCCAAGAAGAACGUUUCAGAUGCGAACGUUUAGAAGAACAGAUUAAUGAUUUAACAGAAUUGCAUCAGAACGAAGUGGAAAACUUGAAGCAAACUAUUACAGAUAUGGAGGAGAAAGUGCAAUAUCAAAGCGAAGAUAGAUUACGAGAUAUACAUGAGAUGUUAGAAAGUUGUCAAACUAAAAUUUGUAAAAUGGAACAUCAACAACAACAGCAUCAACAAUAUGUGACAUUGGAGGGUUUAGAUAAUAGCAAUGCGAGAGCAUUCGCUGUAAAAUUGAUAAAUGUAGUAUUGACAGUAUUGCAAGUUGUUUUGCUCCUUGUUGCAACGGGUGCUGGUAUUAUGAUGCCUUUUCUCAGAACUAGCUGUACUAAGCCUCAUUGUUUCAUGUGCAGGGUGCGUAUAUUAACGACUACAUUCGUUGUACUGGGCAUAGUGUUUGUGUUAAAGCAAUGGCCUGAGGUACAUGACGUUGGCAGCCAUCUCAUACGCCAUCUCAAACAGACGCUCGCCAUGAAGUAGUAUUGGUGGAAUACUUAAAUUUAAUCAAACCCUGUGAUGAAGCUGGGCUAGAUUGGACACAUUGAUUGAAACCUUGCAUCCAUUUAUCAGUGUUGUAACACAUUGGAGCAAUAAUAGUAUGUAUACGCGUAAAUAAGUUUAUCUUAUA